AUGGCUGCCCACCCGACCGCCUCUACGACCCGUGCGUCGUCGCCGACUUCCACUGGCACCACCGCUUUCCCGCAAAGCCCUGAUACGUUGUGUUCUGGUACUCACACGACGGUGAUCGGCUCGCCGUACGCUCCGUCCAACAUUGAACGGAUCGUCCCCGAGAAGGAGGGCGUCAAGCCGGUCAACAAGCCGGUCAUCCGCAUCCAGAGGAUGGCCCUCAGCGACAUCGCCAACCUGGUCAUCGGCGACAAGAAGCAGGUGAUGUUGGAGAAACCGAGCCACGAGAAC
Molecule: messenger RNA, 288 nt
Organism: Mesorhabditis spiculigera
Lineage: Eukaryota; Metazoa; Nematoda; Chromadorea; Rhabditida; Rhabditidae
Source: the annotation of a GenBank genome assembly